UAUAUUCCAAAUCGGUAUUUAUCUACAGUAAAGAUCGAAUCUUACUCCAUCUAAUGCGAUUACCAUGUUAACCAAAAGCUUCGUAAACAAGCAUUAUAAAUUUGCAGAAAAUUCAUAAUCACAAGCCGGUUGACAGCUCGCGUUUCGAUAGUUUUAACUGACUAGUGUCUGUUUAUUCAUUCUAAGCGAAGUUGAUCCGAUACCUGUGACAAUUCUAAAGUUUUUGAUGGUCAAGUUGGAAGAAUUCAAGCAGAUAUUGGAGCAAAGAGAUGAUUUUGAACAUUGAUAAAGAGCCGCGUAUUUCAUGAUUUCAGGUAUAAUAUUGAACAUGGUGGUUCAAGUGAACGGAAUUGUUAACCUUGAACUCUUUGAACUCUGUCAAGUCGAAAAUCAACAUGACAUAGCCAAUUGCUUUCAUGUAUAUUUUAUGAAUGAAAAUAGUAGCGUCGUUACGGAGCGUGUGAUGGUUUAUUAUUAGACAACAAUAGUUAUGGCUGAAAAAGGAGCGUAUUUAACGGAUACAGUCAAGGCUAAGCCCUCGAUUUUUGAAAUUGUUGCUCAAGAAUCUCUAGCCUCUACACUCGAACCAGUCUUCAAAAAAAUAAUCUCAUAUUUGGUGUUGGUCAAUCCACAUCGAUAUGGAUGGCUUGACGGAUGGUGCGAUGAGGCGUAUCUGGUUUUUAAUGCUGCUCUGCAAUAUCACUAUCUUAAAAAAUAUUCGGCAUCAUUUUCCGAAUCAUUCUACGGGUUGAAACGUUCCUCGUCCGUAACAGGUUCAGAUGGAAAGUUAUCUACUAAGCAAGAGAAAAUUUCUUUGUUGCUGUUAGUCGUCUUUCCGCACUUCAGAAACAAAAUAUUCAAGCUUGCGGAAGAAUAUAAAUUUGAAGUUGCUGAUGGUAAAACACCUCAGAAUCGAUGGCAGAAACUUAGAACGAAAUUGGUCAUAAAUGGACAAAUGAUAUUUCAUGUUACUUAUGAAUGCCUAAUACUCUAUCGAUACUUGAGGUACAUGGCUGGACGGUCAGAAUAUUCGACUCCACUUCUUUGGUUGGCGUCUGUUACAUUGUCUUAUGCAGAUGAUAAAAAAUUUCUCACCAUCGCUGACCUUCUGAUGAAGUUAAGGCUCGGAACGUUAACCUUCAGUAAUGGCAUAGAUUUGUUUGGAAUGCUUUUCACUAGAUCACUUGAAUUUGGAGCUUUCUUUCUCCAGUUUCUUCGAUGGUGGAAUCAAGAAAAUUAUUACGUAAACCUGAUGGCUCUGCCAACACCUGUGCCUCCUCAGGUUCCAAAAAUAGCUCUACAGUAUAAAGGAUUAUGUCCAAUCUGUCGCAAAGGUCGGAAAAUCCCCACAGCUUUGCCAGUUUCAGGGUACGUCUUCUGCUACCAGUGUAUCCUAAGAUAUAUACGAGAAUAUGAGAAAUGUCCGAUCACCAACUAUCCAGCCAAAGAGGAUGACUUGGUACGAUUAUAUGUAGAGUAGAUAUUUUCAAAAUAACUUCAUUUUUUCGUACACUCAUGAUAUAAGAUGUGAAGAUGCACAUAAAAUGAAAAUAAGUCUGAAGCUUCACUGAAAAAUGGAUUAGCAGUCAGUUGAUUUGGCCGACGUAAGAUGGAAUUUGUAUGACGUAUUUGCACGGUGGCAGUUCUCA
Molecule: messenger RNA, 1649 nt
Organism: Diprion similis
Lineage: Eukaryota; Metazoa; Arthropoda; Insecta; Hymenoptera; Diprionidae
Gene: Pex12
Product: peroxisome assembly protein 12
Exons: 7
Coding region: 491-1480 (329 amino acids)
Biological process (GO): protein monoubiquitination; protein import into peroxisome matrix
Cellular component (GO): peroxisomal importomer complex; peroxisomal membrane
Molecular function (GO): zinc ion binding; ubiquitin-protein transferase activity; protein binding
Source: RefSeq, a predicted model, not a curated record